CAACAAGUUAGCUUUACCAUCGUGAGUUCUUAAAUUAGUGGAAGAGUCUCUCUGGUCUUAAUAGUUCAUUGCUUAGGGGUUGAAGAAAUCAAUGGCCUCAAUCCUUGCAAGAAGGCUAGAAGGAAAAGUUGCGCUGAUCACCGGCGCUGCUAGCGGCAUUGGCGAGAAGGCAGCGAGGUUGUUUUCCCGACAUGGAGCUAAGGUGGUGAUAGCGGACAUUCAAGAUGAUUUAGGGCAAAAAGUUUGUGACGAAUUGGACACCGCAUCGUCAGCUACCUUUGUCCGAUGCGAUGUGACAAAGGAAUCUGACGUUGAAAACGCCGUCAACGCCGCCAUUUCAAAAUUCGGCAAGCUCGACAUCAUGUACAACAACGCCGGAAUCGCGGGACUGUACCGACCCAACAUCCUGGACGACGAGAAAUCCAACUUCGAGCGCGUCGUUAGCGUAAACCUCGUUGGCGCGUUUCUCGGAACCAAACACGCUGCGCGCGUGAUGAUCCCGAACCGACGUGGCAGCAUAAUAACCACCGCGAGCGUGUGCGCCGUGAUCGGCGGCAUGGGGUCGCACGCAUACACGAGCUCGAAGCACGGCGUGCUGGGGCUUAUGAGGAACACGGCGAUUGAUCUGGGGCGGUAUGGGGUUCGAGUGAACUGCGUGUCGCCACACGUGGUGGCGACGACGCCAAUGGCGAAGGGUUUCAUUGACAUGAUGGGUGAGGUUGAAAUGGGGAAGGUUUAUUCCGCGUUCAAAGUGGAGGAGCUAACGGCGGAGGAUGUGGCGGCAACAGCUCUUUUCUUGGCGAGUGAUGAAUCGAGGUAUUUGAAUGGAGAAAACAUUGUUGUUGAUGGGGGAUUUACGAUUGUCAAUCCAAAUUUAUGUAGUUACAAAUAAAUAAGGACUCCCAAUAGCGGCCUAUUAACCUUCAAUAUUUGAGCUAGUAAGUUAUGAUUCCUAUGAACAAUCUAGGCUAGCUUAUCUUUUUGUAAUCUUUUAUGGGGUAAGAUCAGAUGUUUAUUUAGUACACAUCUUUGUUAGUACUUGCAAGCUAAGUUUUUGUCGUCAUUUAAAAAAUAAAUAAUGUUAUGGCUAAGGAUAUGAAUGUUUUGGA
This is a messenger RNA of Ipomoea triloba (trilobed morning glory), 1109 nucleotides long. RefSeq names its product secoisolariciresinol dehydrogenase-like. The transcript has 2 exons. The record is from RefSeq and is a predicted model, not a curated record. The coding region runs from base 92 to 892 and encodes 266 amino acids. NCBI's taxonomy places the organism in Eukaryota, Viridiplantae, Streptophyta, Magnoliopsida, Solanales, Convolvulaceae. Gene Ontology annotation, molecular function: oxidoreductase activity.